AUGCAAUACCUGUCCGUCUUGUACACUGCUGCGCUCUUGUAUAGAGCAUCCGCGCACGAUAUCCAUGAACGCAAUCUUCCGCCCCUAGUGGCAGUCAACGAUGAAUCGUACACCAAAUGUGCAAACGCGGCAUGGCCUCCCUCGGACGUCGGGACUGAGCUCGUCCCGCAAGCACCGGAUGCGGAAAUGCGAUCCAUGUUGAAUCAAGUGAGCGCUGCGAAUAUCGAAGCUACUAUCAAGAAGCUCGUCUCUUUUGGAACCCGCCACACGCUCGCCACGUACAACAGCUCAACACGUGGUGUCAAUGCUGCGAGGGACUGGAUUGCCUCUGGAAUGCAAAAGUAUGCUGACGAGAGUAACGGUACCAUGACGGUCCAGGUGCAAAGUUACCUUCAAGGCGUGGCCACCAGGAUCCCGUUCCCAGUGACCAUUUCGAAUGUUUUAGCAACCGUCAAAGGAAGUGAGGAUCCAAGUAGAGUCUAUGUCAUGACUGGCCACUAUGACAGCCGGGUCACAGACGUUCUCAACUACGAAGCCGACUCGCCAGGUGCCAAUGACGACGCCAGUGGAACAGCUAUCGCCAUGGAGAUGGCUCGUAUACUCUCCAAGCAUCAGCCCGAAUCUACCAUUAUUCUCGGGGCUGUCUCUGGCGAGGAACAAGGCCUCUAUGGCUCUACUCACUUUGCCAACACGCUGAAGAAUGCUAGCACAAAUGUCGAGGGUAUGCUAAACUGCGAUAUUGUUGGCUCUUCAACUGGCGACCGUGGUCAAAAGGACCCUUAUACCGUUCGCGCUUUUGCCGAGGGAAUAUCACUCACAGGCCAGAGCUAUCUUACUCCUACUCUGCGCCUUCAGAUGGGCGGCGAAAACGACACCCCUGCGCGAGAGCUGGCCCGGUUCUCGGCCGAAGUUGCUGCCAACGAUGCCACCGGUAUGAACAUUGCCAUUAUCUAUCGACUGGAUCGCUUCCUCCGCGGUGGUGACCACACCGGAUUCCUUCGCGCUGGAUAUCCUGCAAUUCGCUACACCGAGCCCAACGAGAAUUUUGCUCACCAACAUGAGGAUGUGCGCACAGAAAAUGGCACUGUUUAUGGGGAUCGGAUUGAAUUUGUUGAUUUUGAGUAUACGGCACGUGUUGGCAAAGUCAAUCUUGCAACUCUCUGGUCGCUCUCGCAAGCUCCUGGAAUGCCGCGCAACGUCACCAUAGACACGGUCAUAUUUGAUAACAACUCGCGAAUUCAAUGGAUUGCAUCCGACAGCCCCGAUGUGGCAAGCUAUGAGGUUGUUUGGCGACCAACUACAGCUAGCUUGUGGACCCACGCCGUUGAUGUAGGUAAGGCAGGAAAUGCAAUUCUUCCCCUCACCAAAGACAAUGUCAUAUUUGGUGUUAGGGCAGUCGGCAAAAAUGGCUACAAGAGCCCUGUUGUGUAUCCAAGUCUGGCUUGA
Messenger RNA from Exserohilum turcica Et28A, 1446 nucleotides. RefSeq lists its product as uncharacterized. Gene Ontology annotation, biological process: proteolysis. The transcript has 2 exons. NCBI's taxonomy places the organism in Eukaryota, Fungi, Ascomycota, Dothideomycetes, Pleosporales, Pleosporaceae. Bases 1 to 1446 code for a protein of 481 amino acids. The record is from RefSeq and is a predicted model, not a curated record. Gene Ontology annotation, molecular function: metalloexopeptidase activity.